UCCAUGUUUUACCUCUCUAUUUCCUUCUUUCCCUCUUUCUAUCUUUCCCUCUUUCCCUUUUGAUUUCAACAGGGGGAAUCUCAAUGAUAUAGUUGGGGUUUUCUAGAGGUGAAACAAUCCAUGCUACAAGUUCAUUUUAUUCCUUAUUUUACAUCAUUUGAAACUUAUAGCCACAGCCAAACCAACCCCUAUCCUCCACUCCAUGGGUAACUUCAGCCUCUCAGUCACUAUGUUGUGUGUGUGUGUGUGUGUGUGUGUGUGUGUGUGUGUGUGUGUGUGUGUGUGUGUGUGUGUGUGUGUGUGUGUGUGUGUGUGUGUGUGUGUGUGUGUGUGUGUGUGUGUGUGUGGCAGAGCAGAGGCAGCCCCUGUUAGCAGGGCUGUCUGUUGGGCACAGUUGUCCCUGGCCAGGGCUGCUAACGGCAGUUGCACGGCUGUUUUCCAUGACGCCUCGACCACCGGCUCUUUCACGAGUCAACAACUGAUGCAGUCAGCGGGGUCUUCCAGAGAGCCCUGGGGCAGAGAGAGAGAGAGAGAGAGAGAGUGGAUGAGAAAGGCAGCCACUGUGUGCUGGAGAGUGAGAGGGGGCCUGCAAGGGUGCGGGAUGUUAGCAAGCUAAACAGCUUUAGCUCCGGAGGGAAACUGGAUAGAUUAAAGCUCAUUUCCAACAGCAGAAAGCUGGGAAAGAAGUGGGAUUUCUUAUGCUCUGAAAUUCUUGAAAAUGGUUAUAGUUAAACAUGUGGGAGAAUGCUUUGGAGGAAUUCAGAACAUACUGGAUUCAGAAGAGGAUUUGUUACAUGGGAGUAUGAUAGGUCAAAUGUAUAGGAUUAUACGACUUGGAUGACUAGGUUACAGUUUAUUGACCCUCUAUCAGUGGUCCACUGUCUGUUGGUGAGAACUCAAUUAAUACACACCUCUUUAUUUAUGAACUGCUCAUUCAGUAUAGGGAUUUGUUCAGUAACAGUAGAUUUAUUAGGACAUGACUUGGUCUGUAAUGUUGUUGAGAUUGGGUAAUUUGAGACAAACUCCCCAGUUGUAGCAUAGCUUAGCCUAGUUUAGCAGAGUCGGCCGGUUCUUGGCAUGGCUGAGUCGGACACAACCUUUGACCUCUUGGUUAAUGUUCCAUUUGUAAGGUGCUAGGUGGGAACACGCUACUCGGUGGACCCCUCACCCAUGAAAUCCACGUGGUACUGCCCUCUGGAUCUGUCCACAGUCGCUGAGGAAGAGGAGGAUGGAAUCAUCUACACCGUCGUGGUCAAACAACAUCCCAGCACCCCCAACAGGUCACUGUCCAAAUCUGUCUCCCGUUCGCAGUGCGUGAAGGCGGGGACGGAGGAGAAGCUGGUGCUGCACCUCCUCCACUCCUUCGCCAUGGGGGACUCCUCCUUCAUCGCCGUCUUCCUCUCCACCUUCCGUUCCUUCACCUCCACCCGGAGGGUCCUGGAAAUCCUCAAAGACAGAUUGGAAAACCCACCGGGAGACAAUGCAAGAAGCCACACCAGACAGUCUUUCAACGAGGCAGUAUGCAUGGUGUUCAGCACCUGGCUGGCGGAGUACCCAGAGGACUUCCAGACACUGGGGGACCCCACCUGCCUGCUCCACCUCGCCCCUCUGUUGCCUAGCGACACGUUGACGGGCGCCGACCUGUGUGCACGAAUCCUGCGCAUCGCAGAGGAGCUCAGCGAGAAGGCCCUGCUGUCGGACUCACGCUCAUACCAGCCUCCAGACCCUUCCCCUGAUACCUCCGCAUUUGAACCCACCAAGGUCCUGGUCUUCCCAGCCGCGCUCAUCGCUGAGCAGCUCACCAAGAUGGAGACGGAGCUGUUUGUGCGUCUGGUCCCGUACCACUGCCUGGGCUCGCUGUGGUCCCAGCGGGACAAGAAGGGCCACGAGGACGUCUGUUGGUCGGUGCGGGCCACCGUCCGUCAGUUCAACCGGCUGGCCAACGUGGUGCAGGCCUCCAGCCUCUGCCCCAUCCACCUGAAGAGCCAGCAGAGGGCCCGGCUCCUGGAGAAGUGGAUCAGCGUGGCGGAGGAGUGUCGCGCCAGAAAGAACUUCUCCUCGCUGUACGCCAUCGUGUCGGCGCUGCGCAGCAACCCUCUGCACCGGCUGCGACGCACCUGGCAGGAGACAGACAGGGAAGCAGUGAGGAGGUACGAGGAGCUGUCGGAAAUCUUCUCGGACAAGGACAACUACUCUCAGAGCAGGGUCCUACUGAAGGGGGAGGGAACGGCGAAGUUUGCGAUCCACGACAACCGAGCCAACAACCGGCGUCAUCCUGGGGCCAGCGCCCAGGGCACAGUGCCUUAUUUGGGCAUCUUCCUGACGGACCUCACCAUGCUGGACACAGCCGUCAAGGACAACCUUGAAAACGGAUACAUCAACUUUGACAAAAGGAGGAGGGAAUUUGAGGUUUUGGCACAGAUCCGUCUCCUCCAGUCCUCCUGUAAGAACUGUGUGUUCUGGUCCGACCAGACCUUUGUGGACUGGUAUUGGAGCGCGCCAACCUUAACAGAGGAGGAGAGUUACAGACUGUCCAAUGAGAUCGAAGCCCCUAGCGAACCGAGCCCCCGCGUCUACACGCCUACCGUCAUCAUCACAGAGUGCGCCAGUUUGAGCGCUUCCCAGACGAGCCUAGCGAGCGACUGCGAUACCUCCUUUGACUUCCCUUCUCCUGUCAAUCAACUGCUCUCCAAAUUUGCAAAGCACAUGAAGUCCCCCUCGGUCUCCUGUCUCGACGUGGACACUUCCCCUCCCACCAACGAGUCCAGCCCGGUAUCGUUGACCCCUUCGACGCCCGUCAAAUCACAUCGCAGAUCGGUCUCCUGCGGCAACAACCCGUCCUAUAACAGCCAGGGGUCCGGGCCCGACAUGCGCAUCAUCAGGAUACGGAUGGACCUGCAAGACGGCAACCUGUACAGGAGCAUACUGGUGACCAGUAACGAUAAGACCCCCACUGUGGUGAGCUCGGCGCUGGAGAAGCACAGCCAGGACACCAGGGAGGCCUCCAGAUACGAGCUCAUUCAGCUCCUCCCUGAAGGAAAAGAGCUGAUCAUCCCCGCCACCGGCAAUGUCUUCUACGCCAUGACUUCAUCGAGCGUUGACUUCCUGUUGAGGAGGAAAGGUGGGAAAACUCUGCUUGGUCCACAGCCAAUCAGCACAGAGACCAGCGCAACGUUCCCUCGAAUCAAGGCCAAGGGGCGGAGACUCGUCCGAACUUUGUUUUGACAUCCAAAGAUCCACCCGGUGUGCUUUUCUCUCUCCGUAGCUCCAUGAUCCACUGCUCUCCUCAGAGUAAUGUCAAGAAUGUAGACGUCCUGGAACAUGGCCUUGUCUCAGAAGCACACAUCUCUAAAGCUAACCAGCCCUGCACUCUCCCCCCAUGCAAAGCGCUUCCUCUCUCUCCUCUGGUCUACUCAGCCUCCCCUCCAGCAGCCUAUGCCUGGAUCAAGUCUCCACAGGUCGGGACACCAGGAGCUCUGAGCUCCACCUUGCUUUUCCUCACACGGCGCUGACCAAGCAAUGAAUGGGGGCCAUGGGUGAUGGAACCGUUUUGAUAGCCAAUGGAAGCUCUGGAUGAGAAGCUGUGGCUCCGCCUUGUGAUUUUCCAGACCAAUACCCCGCAGUGGGACACGUCUUAACACGAUGUAGAAAUACAGUCAAUACAGUUUUCCGACAAAGGAAAAAUUACAGACCAUGGAAAGUUAUGACUGGAAAUGGAAAAAGAAAUCUGAUGCAAGCAUCAAUGUUUGUGUGUGUGUGUUUGUGUGUGUGUGUGUGUGUGUGUGUGUGUGUGUGUGUGUGUGUGUGUGUGUGUGUGUGUGUGUGUGUGUGUGUGUGUGUGUGUGUGUGUGUGUGUGUGUGUGUGUGUGUGUGUGUGUGUGUGUGUGUGUGUGAUGUCAGGGCAGUGUUUACAGUUAUAAGGAUUGUUUGUAGUUUGUCGUGAGAUUGCUAGUUAAUUGUAAAAAAACUAAAAUGAGCACUGAUGAUUUAUCGUUUCAGAAAUUACGAUAAGGUCAUAAAACGUGUUGUACUCUGUAUGCCUUGAUAAAAGCAAAUGCAUAUAUAUAUGCAAGAAACCUAAAUUUAGAGCACUUUCAAAGCUUGUGUCUUUACCUAACUAUUACAUGUAAUACAGCACAGAAUGAAAAUAAAUCGAAUCAACCAAAACAAGUUGACAGGAAAACACUAAGAAAAAACAACUAGUAACAUCACCGCUAACAGGCUAACGUUUCCAGUUACGUUUCAUCAAAUCGUAAGCCAACGCUGAUGUUUGGUUCAUGUUUUAAACUAUGUUUGAUCAGGGUGACCAUGUCUUGACCUCAUCAUUAUAAUCUGGGUCCUCUAACCAAUUACAUCUAUUUGGUUUUUAACGGAACUGUCGAUGCAAAAAAAGCCACCUACGCAAAACUUAACUUUUCAGUGCACUUUUUUUUACGUACAACAUAAAGCCUCCAUCUUCGAUAUGGUGUUGUGUGUCUCUUCAGUAAGUAAGACGAGCCACACAAUCUUUAAAGCAACCAGCUUACAAAGAAAAUGGAGGACAGUCGUUCUUCCGACAAGUUCCCUCUCAAUGAGUUCUGGUGACCUCUGGUUCGUCCAGCCCCGUCGGAGCCAAUGAGGCCUGCUCACAGACCGAUGGCUGGGGCGCGGUCGGGCCGGAGAGAGGAUUAUGGGUAAUUUGCGAUGGCGGCUUGUACGCCUAUGGUGUGAGCGCAUUUGCUACACUGUUAGUUGUUUUUAGUGCCUUUCUCCUAUGGGUGCUUAUUUUUCUUGUAUUUGCAAUUGAUUGUAUACCUUCCGUGUGGAUGUGCAGUCAUUCAAAGCGCUGUCCCGACCCACAUCAAAAGCUAUUUAUGCACUACAUAAAGUAUGUCUUAUUUUUGUGGUAAUAAAUUUACUUUUAUAUGAAGUCCAGUUGCCAUUUGAUUCACUAUCCAAACUGACCAAAAAGUUAAACAGGUGUCUAUGAUUUCUUUUCUAAAUAAUGAUUGAAUUUGUGUAGAAUUAUUAGAAAUUAGAAACAAACAUCCUCUUGCUAAACAUAUUUAUUCUGAUUCAAUCAUCACAGAAAAUAUGUAAAAAAAGACAGACAUCAACAUUGGAUAAAAAGACAACCCCUGAACAAGCCACAAAAUACAUCUCCAGUGUAGGCCUACAAUACAUGAUUUUGACUUUCAACAAACAUUAGGUACUUAGUCUUAGUAAUUCCGUGAUCAGUGUAUUUAGCAGCUAAUACAGUCUGAAUCAUAAUAAUACAAAAAUAAAAAUAAAUGAUUUUUCAUUUAGAUUUGAUGGUUCAUACAAAAGCAUAAAUCAAUCACCUGAAUGGCAAAUGAGAUUUUGAACUCUUCACAGCUGUUUAAAGCCUGAACAGUCAUUACUUUAGCUUAGCCGUUAACGUCCGCUGCAUCACACAUCGUACCGUUGCUACAAUCCAUGCAAGACAGGGCGGAGCUGCGAUAGGCCUUCCAAACCACAGGGUUCUGCUGGCACACGGUACCCCCGCCCCGCUUCUCCUCCGCCUGGAUCCUGUUGAUGUCCCCCACACACACCCAACCCCCAACGCCCCGAGACCCAGACCCGCUCCCAGACCCAGGCGCCUGGGUACUCACAGCCCACUUUGAGUGGUCUGCGGAGGCGUUGAUGUUGGCUGUGUGGCCCGGGUUCACGACCGAGACGUCAAGGACCUUCCAGGGCCCUGUGCAGCUGGAGGGGAGGUGACCCUUGGCGCACACCCAGAACCGGACCAACAGGUGGGACUGCAGGGUAGGGGCCACCCAGGAUGAGUACAGGUCUGGUCGCAGCAGCCACAUGAGACAGAAAGCAGCAGAGGGUUUAAAUGAAGGCCAUGUGAGGUCACCCGAGCUUGUUUGCAGCAUUUAUAGUAUUUUUUGUUUUAUAACAACACAUGCAUCUAAAAAGGUACAAUAUGCAUCAUGGUAACCAUGCUUUUAAAAUGGGAACUGCAGUCCAAAUUCACAAUAUAGGAGGGUUGUGUUCGUCUAGGGAGAGUUGUGUUCCCCCACCUUCCUCCUCCCUGGCCCAGACGGCACAAGGGUACAAGACGAGCCGAGGGCAACAUUACAAUUCGAGACAAGCGCAAUUAUUCUAUUUCAUCAGUGAUAAGCGACGACGAGUCGUACACGAUGAUCAGCUUAUAAAAAUCUUUGGAAUUUAUUCUUUGUUUGCAAAUUAUAAAGCCGCCAUGUGGAAUCCCUAUUGCAAUCCUUCUGUGCUCCAG
Molecule: messenger RNA, 6241 nt
Organism: Gadus chalcogrammus (walleye pollock)
Lineage: Eukaryota; Metazoa; Chordata; Actinopteri; Gadiformes; Gadidae
Gene: rgl2
Product: ral guanine nucleotide dissociation stimulator-like 2
Exons: 19
Coding region: 1171-3225 (684 amino acids)
Biological process (GO): positive regulation of GTPase activity; Ras protein signal transduction
Cellular component (GO): plasma membrane
Molecular function (GO): guanyl-nucleotide exchange factor activity
Source: RefSeq, a predicted model, not a curated record